AUGGUUGACUCAAACAAGUCAAAUUCCAAAAAAGGGGUCCUUGAUAUAUGAGAUGAUUAUGAUCAGAACCACCCAGAAAAUGCUCAGCUUAGAGGCGAUGCAGAAUUCGAUGGCCCAGUGAAAGAUCGCAAAUGUACAGAUAUUUUUUACUUGAUCUUUUUUAUUUUGACAAAUUUCGGGCUUGUUUUUGUAUGUUACUUUAUUAUUCCUGAAGGAGAUUUGCAUAGGUUGACGCACGGGUUUGAUUUUCGUGCAGAAAUAUGUGGAUACGGUGGUUUAGCGGACCGUCCGUAUAUGUAUUGGCCAGAUCCUUAUAAUCUUGAUUUUUCUUUGUGUGUUCAGAGAUGCCCUGAGUAUUAUAUUACUGAUUAUAUAUGUUUAUAUGACACUGAUCACAAAACCCUACUACUUGACUGGGGAUGUUGGGAUACAGUGGUUACAACUUAUUAUGGGUAUUAUUGCGUUCCUGUUACAGAUCAAGCAAGGCGAAAAGUGAUGGAUUAUUUAUACCAGCCCAUGAUUCUAGUGAAAAGAAGUGUAGGUGAUCUAGCGCUUGCAUGAGAUACAGUCGUAAUGGGAUUGAUACUUUCGAUUGGAAUUGGCCUCAUAUAUUUAGUUUGCUUUAGAAUUCCCUGUAAUUUUUAUAUAGAUGUGAUGCACGCGCUUAUGAUUGUAAGUAUUUUUACUCCAGAAUUGCUAUUCUUAUAUUUUAUUUAUCUAUUCCGUGAAGCUCAACUCAGCACUCACCAGCAAUUAUGUGGAGAAUCCGAUGCAGGGGCAGAACCUGAAUAUUGCUAUGAGGCUCCUUCUCAGGGUUUUUAUUACCUUAUGUUCGUUGCAUUAGGAUUUGCAAUUGCAUAUGCUGUUUGAAUAAUCAUGAAAUGAAGACUUUUGAAACUUGGAGUAAGCAUCAUUAUGCUUUCAUGCAGACCUCUGCACACUCUAAAGCAGUUUUUCUUAUACCCAUUUAUGCUUAUGCUAUCAGGGAUUGGUAUUAUUGGCUUAUUAACUCUAUUGGUCUUAUAUACAAUGAGUACAGGUACAGAAACUACAGUUAAAGCUUCUGAAAUACCUGGAGGAUAUUCCAAAAAAAUAGAGGACUACGAAACAGAAAAAUAUAUGAUGAUUUAUAAUGUAUUUAUCACCUUAUGGUGGCUUGUAUAUUUGAUAGCUUUUGGGGAGUUUGUAUUAUCUUCAUCGGUCGCAGUUUGGUAUUUUACUAGAGAAAGGUCGUCAUUGUAUUACCCAUUGUGGAAAGGCUUCAAGUCAAUUCUUAGAUAUCAUUUAGGCUCUACAGUCAGAGGAUCUCUUUUUAAUUCAGUUUUGGCAAUACCGAAUAAAAUAAUGACAAGCUAUACAAGAAUGCUUUAUAAGCUGAAAAAGAACCACAAUGGGCUAGCUAAUUGCUUAGGAAAAUGUUGUGCUUGCUUAGCAUGUCACCAAAAAUACUUGAGGUUUUUCACUGAUUAUGCAUUUAUAUUUUUAGCCCUCUUUGGACAUCCGUUUUUUGAAUGCGCUAAAAAAUCUUACUGCCCCAUCCGUAAGCGAAUAAAAAGAUUUUGUUCGCUCAUGGUUUAUUUUCUUUCAAAAUUUUAAAAAUUCUCAAUUCAUAAUAAUUUUAAAUAAAAAUUAAUUUUAAUUUGUUAAAUUUAUGUUCUAAAAUGCAAGCUGUUUAAAAAUAAACAGAAUUAGCUAGAGAUUUUAUUAUAUUAUCAAUUAUAUAUCAAAAUCGUUUUAAGAAACAAAAUUUAUAUUAAAAAAAAUUUUGGUUCGCUUUCAGAGGGUGGGUUUUUGCCCAAAAAAUAAGGAUUUUUACAAAGAUUUUAUUCACUCACAUAGGGCGAAGUCACUAUUUACUAAAAAGGAACAAACAAAGAGUUAAUUUACCUUCAAAAGCAGGACAAUUCGUUAUUUUUAUUAUGAAAGCUACGAUUUGCUUAUCAGGGACUGCAUUAACGUACUCUUUGCUGCUCUUGCAACCUUAUACUCCACGUGGCCAAGAUACAGACUUACUAGUGGCUCCUUCUUGGCUUGCAUUUUAUUCUUUAAUUGUUGGCUGGUUCACAGCUCAAGUAUUUGGUGGUUCCAUGGCUGCAUGCAUGAAUACUGUUGUAUUAUGUGGUGCGUGCGAUGAAGAAAUGUUUACCCGUGAACAGCGUUUUAUGGAUCAUCAGUUGCAAGCAUUUUUAGAUAGCGUUUUUGAAGAGCAGACUGAACAACAGCGAGAAUCAAAAGAAAGAGCUGUAAUGCAGAAUCCGAAAAAAGUGUAUCAAAAAGCAAGCUUGCUUGAAAAUAUGGAUGAAGAAGGAGCUAUUUUAUUGAAACCAAUAAAAAAUAAUUAUACAGGAAGCCAAAAAGGAUCAGAUACUUUAAUGGGCGAUGAGACUGUAAUAGCUGCCCAAAGGCCAAAUGUGGCUUAUAAUAAUAAUGAUCAAAGCAAUUUCCAUUGGAUGGAGGAAGAUACUGCUGAAGAUAAAAGGCCGCAAUUCAGUAGAUAA
Blepharisma stoltei is the source of this 2498-nucleotide messenger RNA. The record is from the annotation of a GenBank genome assembly. Lineage: Eukaryota; Ciliophora; Heterotrichea; Heterotrichida; Blepharismidae.